AUGGCCGCCGGCAAAACUUCCCAUCGACGGCUCAAAAUAUGCUGCGCUGUAACGGUAGUUUUGUUAGUUAUCAUUACAGUUGUUGCCAUAGCCUUGGCCUUCACCAUCUUCAAGCCUAAAGACCCCAUAAUCACCCUCCACCCAGAAGGCCUCCAAAACUUUACUUCUGGGUUUUCAAUGUUUAUGAAUUUAACAGCGAAUUUCACAUUCACCACCGUCAUCUCAAUUGAGAAUCAAAACUAUGGCAGCUUCUUGUUCAAAAAUACUACUGCUUAUGUCAAUUAUCGUGGGGAUUUGGUCGGGGAAGCUCCGAUCGCGGGACGACACGUGCCAGCCCGAGACAAGCUUAACUUGACAACCUCUGUGAGUCUUGUGCCCCGUAGGCUGCUGGAUAAUUCUCAGUUUCUUGGUGAUCUUGCAGCUGAGCGCUUCAAUUUGACUUCAACAGCAACUUUGCCUGGGAAAGUGAGUUUGCUUAAGAUCUUCAAGCUGCAUGGCACGGUCAAUAAUAGGUGUAACAUCUCUAUUUUCGUUCAUUCUCGGAGUGCUGAAUCCAUAUGCCAGACCAAACUCAAGUUAUAA
This is a messenger RNA of Corylus avellana, 582 nucleotides long. RefSeq lists its product as uncharacterized. Lineage: Eukaryota; Viridiplantae; Streptophyta; Magnoliopsida; Fagales; Betulaceae. Gene Ontology annotation, biological process: defense response to other organism. The record is from RefSeq and is a predicted model, not a curated record.